Messenger RNA from Dama dama (fallow deer), 2347 nucleotides. RefSeq names its product nuclear receptor coactivator 4-like. Lineage: Eukaryota; Metazoa; Chordata; Mammalia; Artiodactyla; Cervidae. The transcript has a single exon. Gene Ontology annotation, molecular function: transcription coactivator activity. The record is from RefSeq and is a predicted model, not a curated record. Gene Ontology annotation, biological process: intracellular iron ion homeostasis; response to hormone.
GUGGGGCGCUGCCAGACGCGCUGGCGGGGCGGGGCGCUGUCUGCGGGCCUAGGAACCUUUCUCACCCCUGUCCCUGAUAAAGCAGCGUCCUGCUUGCUGGGCAGCUCGCGCGCCGGGGCCUAGCUUGAGAGGAGGAACAAGGUGCAGAAUGAGUACCUCACAGGACCAGAGUGGCUGCUCCACUAAUAGAGAACCCCUUUUGAGGUGUUGUGAUGCAUGGAGGGACUUGGAGCUUGCUAUCGGUGGAGUUCUCCGGGCUGAGCAGCAAAUUAAAGAUAACUUGCGAGAGGUCAAAGCCCAGAUUCACAGCUGCAUAAGUCGCCACCUGGAAUGCCUUUGAAGCCGUGAGGUAUGGCUGUAUGAACAGGUAGAUCUCAUCUAUCAGCUUAAAGAGGAGACACUUCAGCAGCAGGCCCAACAGCUCUACUGGUUACUGGGCCAGUUCAAUUGUCUUAUUCAUCAGCUGGAGUGCACCCAAAACAAAGACCGAGCCAAUCAAGUCUCAGCUUGCCUGGAGAGAUUGGGCAAUCUGACCCUCAAACCUGAAGAUUCAACUGCCCUACUCUUUGAAGCUGACAUAACUGCCCUGCACCAGGCAAUCACCACAUUUGGGUCUCUCAAGACCAUUCAAAUUCCUGAGCACCUGAUGGCUCAUGCUAGUUCAUCAAAUAUUGGGUCCUUCUUAGAGAAGAGAGGCUAUAUCCCAUUGCCAGAGCAGAAGUCAGCAUCCAGCACCACAGCUGUCCCUCUCAGUGAAUGGCUCCUUGGAAGUAAACCUGCCGUUGGUCACCAGGCUCCUUACCUACCCAGCACCAAUCUCCAGGACUGGCUCAACCAAAAGCAGACCUUGGAGAAUAGUCAGACGUCUGCUAGAGCCUACAGUUUCUUGAAUAAAGUCUGGGGCAACCUAAAGGGUUUGGAAAACUGUCUCCAAAACAGUCAGCAACAAGAAGUUUCUGAAAAACCAAGUUACCAAAAGUCUAACAGCUAUUCUACUACCAGUUCUUACUCCAUUGAAAUCGAAAAGGUUGGAGAUCUAGAGCCUCUUGAUCAAGAUGAGAUGGAUCUCUCUGGCUGGCUGGUAACUCCCCAGGAAUCCCAUAAGCUUGAGAAGCCUGAGAAUGGUGGCUGUGAAACCACCAGUGAGAAGUUUAAGCUCUUGUUCCAGGUGUUCCAGGAGUCCUACAAUGUGAAUGAUUGGCUUGUCAAGUCUGAUUCCUGUACCAAUUGUCAGGGUAACCAGCCCAAAGGUGUGGAGAUUGAGAACCUGGGCAAUCUGAAAUGCCUGGAUGACCACUUGGAGGCCAAGAAACCCUUGUCCACUCCCAGCCUGACUGCUGAGGAUUGGCUUGUCCAGAACCAUCAAGACCCAUAUAAAGUAGAGGAGGUCUGCAAAGCCAAUGAGCCCAGUACAAGUUUUGCAGAGUGUGUAUGUGAUGAAAAUUGUGAGAAGGAAGCUCUGUGUAAAUGGCUUCUGAAGAAAGAAGGAAAGGAUAAAAAUGGUAUGCCUGUGGAACCAAAACCUGAACCUGAGAAACAUAAAGAUUCGCUGAACAUGUGGCUCUCUCCAUCCAGAAGAGAGGUAGCAGAACAAGCUAAGGCACCAAAGGCAAUGGCUUCUUCUAGAAUUGCUGAUUCCUUCCAAGUCAUCAGGAACAGUCCCUUGUCAGAGUGGCUCAUGACCCCCUCACACAAAGAAGGAUGUCCCAACAAGGAAGUGCCUCUUAUAGAGGACAGGGGUGGCAAACAAAAGCUUACAAGCCCCUUGGCCACUGCCUGGUGUCCCUUUAACACAGCUGACUGGGUCUUGCUAGGAAAGAAGACAGGAAAUCUUAGCCAGUUAUCCUCAGCAGAGGACAAGUGGCUACUUCGAAAGAAGGCCAAGGAAGUAUUACUUAAUUCGCCCCUACAGGAGGAACACAACUUUCCCCCAGACCGUUACGGCCUCCCAGCAGUUUGUGAUCUCUUUGCCUGUAUGCAGCUUAAAGUUGAUAAAGAGAAGUGGUUGUAUCGAACUCCUCUACAGAUGUGAAGGAAUCAAGUACUAGUCAAGCAAAUUUUCUGCAGAUUAUCACAAAUCCAUGAGCUGAGUGACUGUGGCUUGCGAAAUCAUUGUCUCUGGGUCUGAUGUAGUUCCUUUCCUCCCCAGUUUUGAACUAAUGAAGAGAAAUUAGUCAUCAAAUUAUGAAUUACUGUGUAAAAGAAAAAGGUGAUUUGUUGAUGCUGAGGUGAUUCAGGUUCCUUCUUACAGAAGUAUUAAUUCACCCCUACGCUAGAAAUGCAUCUUAGUGGGUAGGUCUUUCUCAUAAGCCUCCAUGGCUCCUCAGAUUGGGUUGUUAUUAGAAGU